Salvia hispanica is the source of this 624-nucleotide messenger RNA. RefSeq lists its product as uncharacterized. NCBI's taxonomy places the organism in Eukaryota, Viridiplantae, Streptophyta, Magnoliopsida, Lamiales, Lamiaceae. The record is from RefSeq and is a predicted model, not a curated record.
AUGGCCAAGCCAAGACUUUUCCGUUAUAUUUAUACCCUACUCAAGGUUUUGGAUUCAGUUGAUGCUAGCUUGCUCACAAUGUUUUUCAAUUUCCAAAUGGAGCAGAUCCGAAAUUUCACUCUAACCGUUGUUUCAGCUGAAAACCUGGAUGACAUCCGGAAUUUGGGGAGGAUGAAGGUUUACGCCGAGGUUUCUCUCAACGCUGAAAAACACACGACCAAGAAAACCAACGUUGACUCACUCGGAGGCGUAAACCCUAGCUGGAAUUUCCCUGUGAAAUACAUGAUAUGCGAGUCGGCUUUCACCGGAGCUCAGAAACCACUAACGGUGGCGGUAAAACUCUAUUGUGCCCGCACACGAGGCCGGAAGUUUCUGGGGCAAGUCGAGAUCUCAGCUCAAAGUCUCUUCAACUCUUGGGCUGGGGGUGUUGUAGAGCAUGGCUUCGUGGUGGCGGGUGCUCGAGACGCAAGGCUCAACAUCAGCUUCAAUUUCGAGGAGCCGUGCUUGUUCGAGGAGCCCGUUCAAACACAGGAGUCGGCGGCUUGGAGGAAGAAGGCCGCAAUCAUGAUUGGCCAGAUGGUUUUCAAGUACGGGAUAUGGUUCUUCUUAACCGCUACUAUUUAA